GGCCCGGGCCUGGGUCCACAACUGGUGGCGGGCGCUGGGAAGACGAUCCACCUCCGUGUGGUCUGCCCCGCCCCGGGGCCGCAGCCCGUUCCCUGCGCUCACUGCCCCCGCCUUCCCGGCUUCCGUCCCGUUCUGCGCAGGCGCCGCUCCGUCCCGGUACCAGCGGUGCUUCCGGGGUCGGCGGCGGCUGGGGUCGGCGCCUGCUGGUCUCUGUGCCGGGGUCCGAGCCCCACGAAGCCCCGACCCGAGCUGCCGGAUGCCUGCGCGCAGCGGGGCCCAGUUUUCCCGAAGGAUGGGGAAAAAAAAGCAGCGACUAGCCAAAGCAGAGCAGCCACACAGCCCGUCUGACACAGCCCAGGCACCUUGCCCCAAGGAGCCCUGUUUGGGACCACCCACCACCCUGGGCCCAUACCGCAGCAUCUAUUUCUCAAGCCCGAAGGGCCACCUUACCCGACUGGGAUUGGAGUUUUUCGACCAGCCAGCAGUCCCCCUGGCCCGGGCAUUUCUGGGACAGGUCCUAGUCCGGCGACUUCCUAAUGGCACAGAACUCCGAGGCCGCAUCGUGGAGACUGAGGCAUACCUGGGGCCAGAGGAUGAAGCUGCCCACUCAAGGGGUGGCCGGCAGACCCCCCGCAACCGAGGCAUGUUUAUGAAGCCGGGGACACUGUACGUGUACCUCAUUUAUGGCAUGUACUUCUGCAUGAACAUCUCCAGCCAGGGGGACGGGGCUUGCGUCUUGCUGCGAGCACUGGAGCCCCUGGAAGGUCUGGAGACCAUGCGUCAGCUUCGCAGCACCCUCCGGAAAGGCACCGCCAGCCGUGUCCUCAAGGACCGUGAGCUCUGCAGUGGCCCCUCCAAGCUGUGCCAGGCCCUGGCCAUCAACAAGAGCUUUGACCAGAGGGACCUGGCACAGGAUGAAGCUAUAUGGCUGGAGCGUGGUCCCUUGGAGCCCAGUGAGCCAGCUGUAGUGACAGCAGCCCGGGUGGGCGUUGGCUCUGCAGGGGAGUGGGCCCGGAAACCCCUCCGCUUCUACGUCCGGGGCAGCCCCUGGGUCAGUGUGGUCGACAGAGUGGCUGAGCAGGACACACAGGCCUGAGCAAAGGGUCCGCCCAGACAAUAUUUUUUAAUUGUUUAAAAAACAAAUAAAUGUUUUAUUUCUAGAAAA
Mandrillus leucophaeus (drill) is the source of this 1165-nucleotide messenger RNA. RefSeq names its product N-methylpurine-DNA glycosylase (gene MPG). Gene Ontology annotation, molecular function: DNA binding; alkylbase DNA N-glycosylase activity. The transcript has 4 exons. Gene Ontology annotation, biological process: base-excision repair. Lineage: Eukaryota; Metazoa; Chordata; Mammalia; Primates; Cercopithecidae. Bases 257 to 1096 code for a protein of 279 amino acids. The record is from RefSeq and is a predicted model, not a curated record.